AUGUCGCACUGCCUCUCCUUAUCGCCCUCUCUGUCCCAGUCUAUCGGCAUGGUUCGUCAUGCUCAGCUCGCGAGAUGCUUGAGCUCGACUGCCGGCGCCUUUCAGCGAUCACGGUCGUCAACCGAGAGGUUUUCCGAAGUUGUCAAGGUCAAUACACCACCUGGGAAGACUUCCCAACGCAAAACCCGCCCACUUCUGCGUCCUUCCCGCUCUCAUACCCCUCCUGAAGCCAGGCCACUGCGAUCGUAUUCCCAUCAACCCCCUCCCACCCCAGAGCCGCCCCUUGUCCGUCAAGGAUCGUGGCAGCCUACAAAAAAGCUCACAUAUUCUGCUAUGGCGGGGUUGCGGGCUCUACAUCAAUUUGAUUCUGAACGCUUUUCGAAAGCGGCAUUGUCGAAAAAAUUUGGAGUCUCCCAUGAGGCAGUCACUAGGAUCCUGAAGAGCAAGUUCCGCGACGACAAGAGCGCUGGAGGGCUGGAGGGAAUAGAUGCCCUCCAACACGGUCUUGCAUUCGGUCAGGAAGAGGCCAUGGGGGGGCUGGACAAGCCGAGUUUGAAGGGGACCAAAUGGGACAGAGAUCCUGGGACGAGCGAGAAUGUCAGUCCCGUGCCCUCAAUCAUGAGGGCAAUUCAAGAAUCCCGGAGGGGUAGAUAA
Cryptococcus wingfieldii CBS 7118 is the source of this 654-nucleotide messenger RNA. RefSeq lists its product as hypothetical. The record is from RefSeq and is a predicted model, not a curated record. NCBI's taxonomy places the organism in Eukaryota, Fungi, Basidiomycota, Tremellomycetes, Tremellales, Cryptococcaceae. Gene Ontology annotation, cellular component: nucleus. Bases 1 to 654 code for a protein of 217 amino acids. The transcript is spliced from 2 exons.